AUGGAGAAGGUCAUCUACGAUUUCUACUCAAAUCUUUUCGACAGCCACGUCUACCUGCCUACCCACCAUCUUAGGCAAGAUGAUUGUAUCACACCUUCGCUUCUCCAUUCCGAAAUUCGACAUGCCAUCACGUUGAUGGAGAAUUGUACGGCGCCCGGUCCCGACAGGAUAAACCAGAACAUCUGA
Molecule: messenger RNA, 186 nt
Organism: Haemonchus placei
Lineage: Eukaryota; Metazoa; Nematoda; Chromadorea; Rhabditida; Trichostrongylidae
Source: the annotation of a GenBank genome assembly